Messenger RNA from Musca vetustissima, 369 nucleotides. RefSeq names its product glutamyl-tRNA(Gln) amidotransferase subunit C, mitochondrial (gene GatC). Lineage: Eukaryota; Metazoa; Arthropoda; Insecta; Diptera; Muscidae. Gene Ontology annotation, molecular function: glutaminyl-tRNA synthase (glutamine-hydrolyzing) activity. Gene Ontology annotation, biological process: mitochondrial translation; glutaminyl-tRNAGln biosynthesis via transamidation; regulation of translational fidelity. The coding region runs from base 1 to 369 and encodes 122 amino acids. The record is from RefSeq and is a predicted model, not a curated record. Gene Ontology annotation, cellular component: mitochondrion; glutamyl-tRNA(Gln) amidotransferase complex. The transcript has 2 exons.
AUGAACUGCAAUAAAAUAUUAUUUCAAUGCUAUCCAACAGAUAUACAUGCGGUGAACAACGUACCAGUUGAUUCAAGAACAUUAAAUUUGCUAGAAAGGCUUUCGUUAGUAAAUUUGGAGGGACAUGAAGCUGUUGAAGUGUUGCAAAAAAGCAUAAAUUUUGCAGAAAAUAUUGUCAAAAUGAACACUGAAUGCGUCGAGCCACUAUAUAGGGUUUUAUAUGAAGACCCUCUGCGUUUGCGUUCGGAUCAAGUAACUGAAGGCAAUUGUCGUCAAAGUGUAUUACAAAACGCUAAAGUAACUGACGAGGACUAUUUCAUAGCACCACCCGGCAAUAUCCCACUAUCCCAAGGAAACGUGCGUACCUAA